Mya arenaria is the source of this 1309-nucleotide messenger RNA. Its product is annotated as protein wech-like. The transcript has 4 exons. The coding region runs from base 33 to 1133 and encodes 366 amino acids. NCBI's taxonomy places the organism in Eukaryota, Metazoa, Mollusca, Bivalvia, Myida, Myidae. The record is from RefSeq and is a predicted model, not a curated record. Gene Ontology annotation, molecular function: zinc ion binding.
UUACGUUAUUAUUAAGUGGAAAACAUUUCAAUAUGGCAUGUGGACAAACACAUACCAAAUUAGUAGAGGAAAGUACUGACUUAAAUUUGAAGGUUAUUUGUAUAUCAUGUGACACUAAAGGAAGGGAGACAAACGCAAGUGUUUACUGCGUCGAGUGUAAUAAAUACGUUUGCGAAACUUGUUCUAACAGAGAACAUGUUGAUACGUCGGAUGAACAUUUUAUGGUUUCCAGAAAAGAUUUCCUUAUAAAUGAGUCGCAAGAUAAGUCAGAGGAUGUCGCCUGUGAUGAACAUCCUGGUCUCGUUGUAGAUAUGGUGUGUGUUAGCCCGCAUAAUCAAGUGGGCUGUAACCUAUGUAUGCAGAUACACCACAGUGGCUGUCAAUUGCGUUAUAUCACCCAUCACAUGAAGGCGAUUAAUUUCAAGAGCGGAACUCACCUCAAAGAGAUGGAAGCCAAACUUGCCAGCACUGUUGACGAACUCCAGGCAGAAAUGACCAGGCGAAUGGAAGUUAAGAACAACGUCGAACGUCAAAAGCAAGAGGCCCGGCAGACCAUCGCCAAAACCGCUCGUCAACUGGGGAGAAUGAUGGACGACCUGGAACGGAGAACUAUGGAGGCCCUGACAAUGACAUACGAGAACAUGGAUAACGAGCUAGCCCAGGAGGGCCUCACCAUUGAGGAUCUGAUUGAGAAAAUUGAGGCCCUGGAGAGGGCGCGGGAUGCGAACCCGUGUGAGGAGACGGAGCUCGCCCUUCAGGAAGCCAUAGAUCAAGCGGAAAAGAUGAUAAACGAAAAUGAAGGAGGCGAACGGACUUUAGAAUUCAUACCUGACACGAGCAUACUGGACACGAUCCGCUCAUGUGAUACUCUUCUCACUGCGCAUGUCACCGGACUGGAGCGUCAAUUGGAGGACAGAACGGCGUUGGGGACUAUCCAAGAGCGAACAGUGUUGGCACCGGAAGAGGGAUCCGUGCAAGAUCGUGGGGACAGGGCGGCUCUCGCUUCCGUCCAAGAGCGAAUUGAGGCGACAUCGGAAGAGGGAUCCGCGCACGGCAUAGACAACGACGCUCCUAUGGAGUCCGUCAAAGAGCAGACAGCGGCGCCUUCAGAAGAGGGUCCAAGCACGGCCUAGGGGCAGGUUGGCGUUGGGGUCCGUUCAGGAUCGGAAUUAGGCGCCACCGGACCAGGCAGAAAGCGCCGACUACAGCGUUAACAACCCGGAAAGGGAUUACGUUUUGGAGUCUUCCAAAUCGCAUUGGGUAAAGAAAAUAAUCCCGUAGACUAGGAGGAGACUUUUAAUUAUUUAUA